Messenger RNA from Eubalaena glacialis (North Atlantic right whale), 8075 nucleotides. It is a transcript of the gene LIFR, whose product is annotated as LIF receptor subunit alpha. The record is from RefSeq and is a predicted model, not a curated record. Gene Ontology annotation, cellular component: membrane; signaling receptor complex; external side of plasma membrane. Gene Ontology annotation, biological process: cytokine-mediated signaling pathway. Lineage: Eukaryota; Metazoa; Chordata; Mammalia; Artiodactyla; Balaenidae. The coding region runs from base 327 to 3617 and encodes 1096 amino acids. The transcript has 20 exons. Gene Ontology annotation, molecular function: cytokine binding; cytokine receptor activity.
CCCGCUGGAGCGUCUCGCCACUGGCCGUGGCCGUUACUGUUGCCUCCGUGAGGCUCUGGCGGCAGCGGCGGCUCCCGGCGCUCGCGGAGGGCAGCGGGCCGACCCUCGCCCGUGGCCGCCUGGAGCAGCCCAGCGCUGGGACCGGGGAGGCAAGACGGCGGCGGCGGAGGCGGCGGGUUGUGCCCGGCCCCCCUCCUCUACGCCUCCAGCCCCCGGGCGACUGCGGACUCCGGGCAGCCCCCGGGCGGCGGCCGAGGCGGCCAAGCUGACGGCCGGGGAUGGCGAGAUAGCGGCGCGGGAGCGGCUCAACUGACUACAUUGCACAGAUGAUGGACAUUUCCUUAUGUUUGAAACGACCAUCCCGGAUGGGGGACAGUAAAAGAAUGAGGAUGACUUCAAAUUUCCAGUGGCUGUUAUUAACAGUUCUUCUUCUAUAUUUAAUGAAUCAAGUAAACAGCCAGAAAAAAAGGACUCCUCGUGAUUUGAAGUGUAUAACUAACAAUUUACAAGUGUGGGACUGUUCUUGGAGAGCACCCUCUGGAGCAGGCCAUGGUGCUGCUUAUGAAGUUUGCUUUGAAAACGGGUCCCAUUCUUGUUAUCGAUUGGAGAAAAAUAUUAAAAUCCCAGCUCUUUUACCUGGUGAUCAUGAAAUAACAAUAAACCCUUUACAUGAUUUUGGAAAUUUUAUAAGUAAAUUCACACUAAAUGAAAAAAACGUUUCCUUAAUUCCAGAUGCUCCAGAGAUCUUGGAUUUGUCUGCUGAUUUCUCAACUUCUGCAUUACACCUAAAGUGGAAUGACAAGGGUUCUGUUUUUCCACAUCACUCAAAUGUCAUCUGGGAAAUCAAAGUUCUACGUAAAAAGAAUAUGGAAAUCGUAAAAUUAGUGACCCACAACACAACUCUGAAUGGCAGAGAUACAGUUCAUCACUGGAGCUGGAUCUCAGACAUGCCCUUGGAGUGCGCCACUCACUAUGUGGGAAUUAGAUGCUACAUUGAUGAUCCUCAGUUCUCUGGUCGUAAAGAGUGGAGCGACUGGAGCCCUCUGAAGAACGUCUCUUGGUCUCCUGAUUCUCAGACUAAGGUUUUUCCUCAAGACAGAGUGCUACUUGUAGGCUCAGAUAUAACAGUAUGUUGUGUGACUCAAGAAAAAGUGUUAUCAGCACAGAUUGGCAGUACAUAUUGUCCCCUUAUCCAUCUUGAUGGGAAAAAUGUUGCAAUCAAGAUCCGUAAUAUUUCUGCUUCCGAAAGUAGUGGAACAAAUGUGGUUUUCUCUGUAGAAGAUAACAUGUUUGGAACAGUUAUUUUUGCAGGAUAUCCACCUGAUAUUCCUCAAAAACUGAACUGUGAGACAUAUGACUUAAAAGAGAUUAUAUGCACUUGGAAUCCAGGAAGACCGACAUUCUUGGUGGGCCCACGCAAUACAAGUUACACUUUAUUUGAAAGUUUUUCAGGAAAAUAUGUUAGAUUUAAAAGAGUUGAGUUGCCCACAAAUGAAAGCUAUCAGUUAUUCUUUCAAAUGCUUCCAAAUCAAGAAAUAUACAAUUUUACGUUGAAUGCUCGAAAUCCUCUGGGUCAAUCAGAAUCAACACUUUUAGUUAACAUAACUGAAAAAGUUCAUCCGCAUAUUCCUACUUCAGUCAAAGUGAAGGAUAUCAGUUCAACAGCUGUUACACUUUCCUGGCAUUUACCAGGCAGCUUUGCAAAGAUUAAACUGUUAUGUCAAAUUGAAAUUAAUAAAACUAACUCAGUACAUGAAUUGCGGAAUGUCACAAUGAGAGGAAUAGAAAAUUCAAGUUAUCUUGCUGCUGUGGAUAAGUUAAAUCCAUAUACCGUAUAUACUUUUCGGAUUCGUUGUUGUGCUGACCCCUUCUGGAAGUGGAGCAAGUGGAGCAAUGAAAAACAAUAUUUAACCACAGAAGCCAUUCCUUCAAAGGGACCAGAUACUUGGAGAGAGUGGAGUUCUGAUGGAAAAAAUUUAAUAAUAUAUUGGAAGCCUUUACCCAUUAAUGAAGCUAAUGGAAAAAUACUUUCCUAUAAUGUGUCAUGUUCAUCAGACGAGGAAACACAAUCCCUUUCUGAAAUUCCUGAUCCUCAACAUAAGGCAGAAAUACAACUUGAUAAAAAUGACUACAUCAUCAGUGUGGUGGCAAAAAAUUCUGUGGGCUCAUCGCCACCUUCUAAAAUAGCUAGUAUGGAAAUUCCAAAUGAUGAUCUCAAGAUAGAGCAGGCUGUUAGAAUGGGAAAUGGGAUUCUUCUCACUUGGAAUUAUGACCCCAACGUGACUUGUGACUAUGUAAUUAAGUGGUGUAACUCAUCUCGGUCUGAACCCUGCCUCAUGGACUGGAAAAAAGUCCCUUCGAACAGCACUGAAACUAUAAUAGAAUCUGAUCAGUUUCGACCAGGUGUAAGAUAUAAUUUUUUUGUGUACGGGUGCAGAAAUCAAGGAUAUCAAUUACUACGUUCUAUAAUUGGAUAUGUAGAAGAAUUGGCUCCAGUUGUUGCACCAAAUUUUACUGUUGAGGAUACGUCUGCAGAUUCGAUAUUAGUGAAAUGGGAAGAAAUUCCUGUGGAAGAGCUUAGAGGCUUUUUAAGAGGGUAUUUAUUUUACUUUGAAAAAGGAGAGAGAGACACAUCUAAGAUGAGGGUUUUGGAAUCAGGUCGUUCUGACAUAAAGGUUAAGAAUAUUACCGACAUAUCCCAGAAGACACUGAGAAUUGCUGAUCUUCAAGGUAAAACAAGUUACCAUCUGGUCUUGCGAGCCUAUACAGAUGGAGGAAUGGGGCCAGAGAAGAGCAUGUUUGUGGUGACGAAGGAAAAUUCUGUGGGAUUGAUUAUUGCCAUUCUCAUCCCAGUGGCAGUGGCUGUCAUCGUCGGAGUGGUAACGAGUAUCCUUUGCUAUCGGAAACGAGAAUGGAUUAAAGAAACCUUCUACCCUGAUAUUCCAAAUCCAGAAAAUUGUAAAGCUUUACAGUUUCAAAAGAGUGUCUGUGAGGGAAACAGUGCUCUUAAAACAUUGGAAAUGAAUCCUUGUACCCCAAAUAAUGUCGAGGUUCUGGAAACUCGAUCAACAGUUCCUAAAAUAGAAGAUACAGAAAUAAUUUCUCCAGUAGCUGAGCGUCCAGAAGAUAGCACUGAUGCGCAACCGGAAAACCAUGUGGUUGUGUCAUAUUGUCCACCGGUCAUUGAGGAAGAGAUAGUGAACCCAGGAGCGGAUGAAGCCGGAGGGGCCUCACAAGUCAUUUACAUUGACAUUCAGUCCAUGUACCAGCCUCAGGCAAAACCAGAGGAAGAACCAGAAAACGACCUUGUAGGGGGGACAGGCUAUAAGCCACAAAUGCACCUCCUCGUUACUUCUACUGUAGAAGAUCUGGCUGCAGAUGAUGAUUUAGACAAAACUGCAGGUUACAGACCUCAGGCAAAUGUAAAUACUUGGAACUUAGUAUCUCCAGACUCACCUAGGUCCACAGACAGCAACAGUGAAAUUGUCUCUUUUGGAAGUCCAUGCUCCAUUAACUCCCGACAAUUUUUGAUUCCUCCUAAAGAUGAAGAUUCUCCUAAAUCUAAUGGAGGAGGCUGGUCCUUCACAAACUUUUUUCAGAACAAACCAAACGAUUAACAGUGUCUCCCUGUCACUUCAGUCUACCAUCUCAAUAAGCUCCUGUUGCCGGGUCAGCACUGGGCACCUUGGAGGGAUCCUGUGAAGUGUUGCUAGUGAGGUGGACUUCACUCAUGCAAGUUACACUGAAAGUGUUAAUGUGCUUUUAAUGUGGUCUCAAAGCCAAAGUACAAUAACUCAGAAAUUCAGUCCACACAACUCACAAUUUGGAGCUAUUUGUGAUUCGAGCCAAAGAAUUCUAACAUUGCUUUACCUUUAGGAAGCAUUUCAAUAACGGAUACUGCCUGGUCCAUACGUGCAAAACAAAUCCCACAGCAACUGUAUUCUGUUCUGUUGUUCAUCAGGUUUUCUCAUGCAUAUACCUUAUGGAAUUGUAAGCAGAUUUGCAGGCAAGGGAGAAAAAUGUCAGAGUAACAGAUGAUGUUUAUUUGCCUGACAUUUGUUCCAUUCUAGAUGAAAAACAAGCACAGAUUUUAAAACUUUUAACAUUAUUCUCUAUCCACCGCAUUUAAGAAAAUUAAUAUAAUUUUUAAUGUAUCAACAGCAACACCUAUUUAGUGUUUUGUUUGAUAAAGUAUGUUGAUUUCUGUGCCUACUGUAUAAUGGUUAUCAAACAGUUUUCUCAGGGGUACAAACUUGGAAAACGAGCAUGACACUGACCAGCUCAAAUCAGAAUCAUGUUUUCUUGCUUUGGAAGAUUUUUCACACUGUUCCAUUAUUUUUUAGCUUUUAUGCUAGCUUCCCUUAUUAGGUUGCCCUAAUAUUUAAAACUAAAUGUCUAGGACUAUAGAUCUUAAGUUUAAAAAAAAAAUUCAUUGUUUUGUUUUUUGGUGACAGUGUCAGCUUUAUAAAUAUAUGAGCAAAUUCAAUAUUCCUCAUAAGCAUGUAAUUCCAGUGACUUACUAUUUGAGACGACUACUAAGCAAUAUCUGGCGGCAUUAGCCGUCUGUAUAGUUCGGAUUGGCCUCAGUCCCUCCUGAGAAGACCAUGCUUUGAGCCCCGGUUGCCCAGGCAGUGACGAUCUCUGACACCUUCUAGCAGGUGUUCCUCCUCAUUGUGCAUCUUAGCAGUUCCUCCCUCUUAAAGGGUCAUCAGUCCAGACUAUCUGAUUCAGUCCUCAGAUUUUUACAUGUAAAACUAAAAAGAUAAUGCGUCUUACAGGGACAGUUACUCAAGGGCUAUUUUAUGUGGAAUGUCAUAAGACGGCUUUGAAUCCGUGGGCAUACCCGUAUUAAAGGUGCAGCAGUUGCUCUGGGCGUCGUCCAGAGUUGUGUCCUCGCAGCAUCCUCUGCCCACCGCUGGUUUUCAUUAAGUGAUGUCUAGAAUGAAUGUGGUUCUUAGAAAAGCAAACUGAAAAUCUAAAAAGUGUAUAUUUUCCCUGCCCUCAGGUUGUCUAUGUAUUUUGAGUUAAGGCCAAAGUACUUGAAAAUUUGGAAGAUCUAAAGAAGUCAAGAUAUGCCUUUUUUUUUUUUUUUAUCAUCUGAGGUUCUGUAAUGUGUUUGCACAUAAUCAGUUAUUUUUUUUCUAGCCCAUAAUGUAUCGUUGUAAAAACCAUGUUGUGGAAAAAAGCCACAAUAAGUGUGACAAGGGAGAAAGUCUGUUUAGGUACUCUGUUUAUGAAUCCUGAUUUUAAUUGCUAGGAUUCAGUUAAAUUCCUGAGCUUCUUGAUAUAUGAACAUGUGGAGUGAAAUACAAUUAAUUAUGUAUACAAAUAGUGUAGUAAAACUACAUAAUAGCUCACAGAAAUUUUCAACAAUGAAAAUUAUAUCAAACCAGAGCCACCUGUAAACAGUUCGCUCUGUCUUCUCAUUUCUCCUGUUGGGCUCCUUCCCUUUGCUUCCACUCCAGACACUCAGACCUGGGCCUGCCUUCUCUCCCUGCAGAAGCUUGUCGUUACCACACCCUUCUUGCCCCCAACUCAUGCCUUUUUCCCCAUCAAAACUCACCAGUCGUGUACCUCCUCUCUUUAGGAUAAGUGUUGGCCAAGGUAGAAGUUUACUGAUCUAAACUCCACUAACCUGAGGUAACGGGAAAAGGCCAGAAGAGAUUGUUUGAUCUCCGCCAUUAAUGCAUAUGCGUUUCAACUGUGACCAUCUGUAUCCAGAGCCCUGUCUAACCUACAUUAUGACUCAUUUGUUUGGCUAAUGGUGAAUAUCACCGGGGCUCUUGAGUCCUAUCACUCCAUCCAAGACUUCACAGCUUUUUCUGCAUGAAAAAGAUUCAGAGUGCAGCUCACCUCUCCCCUGCCUCUGGAGAUCCAUACGCCGGAUCACUGGGUUAAUGAGAAGCAGAGUAUCGCUCUGUUAGUCUGGGCAGGCUCCUUAUAACCUGUGAUAUGCUUAGAAGAGUGUGGUUUAGGUCUGAGGUCAAAACAGUUUUCCUUAUCUUUUCCCGUUGAAUUGAGGAUAGCCAGACCUGCUCUGCAGAUGGGAAGGGAUUACUUCCCAACCCCUGCCCCACCUGGGCACAUGGGGACAGGGCGAGGGGAGGGAGCUGGGGAGAGAGAAAACACCCUCUGUCACAUAUCUCUGGUUGCUUGUGGCACUGGAGACCCUGGUAAACGUGCACUGUUUGUCAGUGCCAGGACCAUGCACACGGGUGACAGGUGGUCUAAUAGGGCCUUUCUCUGUCCAGUCACAUUAGCUCCUCUUUCUGGGGGAGGGCUAACCAAAGGCUGCUUAGAAGGGGAGGCUAGAUGUGUUCCCUCCAGCACUUCCUGACUGGGAGAAUAGUUGGGAAACCCCUCUUUCCUGCCAAAGUUUCCAACUAGAGCCCAAUCAUUGGUUAGAAAAUUCUAAAUGUCUGAAGCAGAAGUAUAUCCCAUUAUGUCUUGAUUAGUGCUGUGUAAAGGAUACAUUUUCACAUCUCCUACAAGCCAGUUAACUUAUCAGCCAGUUUCAGAUCAAGCUUCCCUUGUGAGGAAUGGAGAUUCUGGUGGUCAUUCUGACUGCAUUUCUCUUGUGAGUGGCCAUCUUAAAUAAACAAUAUUUAACAUAAAAGUAUUCUUGGAAGACUUAGCUAGGCUUUUGACAUUAGACAGACCUUGUAAAUUAUGUAUUGCGUGGAUUAGCAUCCAUAUACAAUUGAAGUCUUCAGUGUGCUGAACCUGUAGAAGCCUCGAUUUGACAUUAUGGCCCGAGUAUCUGGAUAGUUGAAUUGGGUGUUUAUGUGCUUAGGUGAUAGAGGUGCUUUGUUCCUGCAGCUUAGACACAGAGGCAGCCAUUCACGGAAAAGUUUCAGCCUCAUUUUCCAUACCAGCAUUGCUUUCAUGGUUCACGGAUCUGAAGGAUUGCAUUUAGAACAUCUACUCCUCUUGCACUCUCGGAAACUGUGGUAAAAGUCACAUUCUUCAACCUUCAUGCAACUUGUAUUCUUGUUGGAAAUUAGUCCUGUAAUUUCUUAAUUGUCUUCAUACCGUCCAAAUUUAAAGAACGUUACAGGCCUUUCUGUAUUUGAAUAAUUAGAUGUAGUUUAGUGGAGACUAGGGAACACUUUCUUCCAAAAGGAAUUUGGAAUCAAUUUUAUGAUAGCUUGAAAUGAAAGUACUCCCUAACCUGUCAAUAUGCAGAAAAUGUUAUGUCAAGUUGUUCUACUGCUCAGGCACAUAACCAGAUAAAACUUAUUUUUUCUAUUUAAUUUUUACUGUUUUCUGUUUUGAACCAUGUUAAAAUUUGUAUAUCUUUUAUAAAAUGCCUUUUUAUCCUUAUUUUGAAAGUAUAAAAUUGGGCAUCUCAGAAGUCAAAUGUAGGAUCAUUAGCUAAUCAGUGGAAGUUCAGUCAAUUUUUUAUUGACUGAGUUCCAUCCCAGAAUGUGCAGAUUCAACAGAGUUUUCCUGAAAGGUGGUAUGUGUCAAGAUCUAGCUUGUGUAGGUCUGAGACCAUUGGCUUGAAGAUUCAAAUCUACUCUAGAAGUGACUCCACAGUUUGAGUGAAAACUUGAGAAAGACUCAUGCAGAAGCAUCACUAGAUAUCUUAUUCCAACCUAAUUUUAAGUGUUCACAGUAUCUUUUUAUUUGAUGGGUACACAACGUGGGACAUGUUUGUACCAACCAAGUGUUUCUAGUACAUCAACAGCACAUUGAUGUGUGAGCUUAACUGACUAGGAUAAGCACUCAUUCUCCUGAUAAACUCUUUCUUCAAAGCAUUAUUUUAAACUGGUAUUUCCUGCUGAAACAACGUUUCAUGGUAGCAUGCCCAUCUUUAUUUUUUAUAUCCAGGAGAAAAUCUUUCACAAAAGAAAAUAAGUUGUGACUAAACUUACUGGAAAUGCAGCUUUUAGACAUGACCUUAGAAUAUCAUUGUUAAUGGCUUGUUUUGAAUUUGGUCUAUUUAUACCUCCAUGGAUUCUGUACCAGGGCUAUUAAUAUUUAAACCUCUUAUUUCAAUAGGGUGGUGAGAUUUUUAUUCCUUUUCAGUUAGUACUUUUGUCUUAACUAUUACAUGAUCAUAUUCAUGCUAA